Messenger RNA from Pollicipes pollicipes, 909 nucleotides. RefSeq lists its product as uncharacterized. Bases 1 to 762 code for a protein of 253 amino acids. NCBI's taxonomy places the organism in Eukaryota, Metazoa, Arthropoda, Thecostraca, Pollicipedomorpha, Pollicipedidae. The transcript is spliced from 4 exons. The record is from RefSeq and is a predicted model, not a curated record. Gene Ontology annotation, cellular component: intracellular anatomical structure.
AUGAAGCUUCUGGCCGUGCUGUGCGCGUGCGCGCUCGUCGCCGCCGACCAUCACGGCGGAGAGGACCAUGCGCCCUCUUCGGCCCAGCUGGGCACAGGCCUCAACUACCUGUUCCGCCGCUUCCUGACCAUGUCGCAGCCGGACCAGAUCAAGCUGCAGGACGCGCUGGACGUCAGGUGGAGGCAAGACAUGUACUCCAGCAACCCCGUCGAGUCGUCGCGGAAGGCAAUCUUUGACGGGGCCGAGAAGAACACCUUCUCCCACAUUUACAGCAUCAUCUCGCCUGAGGCGAAGGGCUUCGACGGCACCGGACAGUGGAUACGGCACAACGCCCUUGACGUCCUGAUCGGCUGGCAUCAUGGGGCGGCCUUCAAGAUCCACAUGUUAACGGAUGGCGGAAUCCACAAGGAAGUUGUGCUCGGCAAUCCUCUGGACCGCGAAGGCGCCAAGUUCGUCGCUAUCGCCCCCAAGUCCACCCUCUGGACCAUCGAAUCCGCCUCGGAUGAGACCUUCGCCUUGUUUUCCCUCGUCGCUGUCCCAGGCUGGACAGAAGAGGGUUUCGAAGAGUUCUCGCUCAAGGACAUGGGGACCAAGUUCCCUGAUCACUCGGAACUCUUCAAGGCUCUGGCCACGCCAGGCAUCAGCAAGAGUGGCGACCACGACCAAGAUGAUGACGGCCACCGCCAUCACGACCACGAUGAUGAUCAUCAUGGUUACCAUCACCACGGCCGCUACGGCUAUCGCAGCCAUCACCGCCGCUAGUCCUUUACAAUGUGGUGAUAUGCCUCAUACGAGCAUAUCUUCGGCUUGAGAUGGACAUCGGGAGCAAAGUGACCCGCUUCGAUUGUUUCUCACCUCUCACGCGAAUAAACCCCGAUCGCGAGAGUGAACACCUCGCGCAGAAUGUGA